AUGUCUGGAGACGAAGCUCCCUCGCUCUUUGAGCGCAUCACCCUCCCUUCCAUUCCCAAGGAAGUUGGUCGCAAAAUCUCCCAGCUCGAGCAGGAAUUUGUGCGUGCUGAGAUUGAGCAGUUGCGUAAACAAAUCCCAGUCUUGCGCCCCCUCUACGCCAGACGAAAUGCCUUGGUUGCCUCCAAAGAGCUGCAGGAAGCCGAUUUCUGGCCCCGCGUCUUCGCCAACGCACCCCAGGAAAUCGACGAGUACAUCCUUGCCACUGACGCCGCCGUUAUUGGCCAAUGCCUCAAGAACUUGACCGUUGAGCGUUGUGACGUCGACGAGAACGGCAACGGCGGUGACCCUCGUAGCGUGCGUUUCACCUUUGACUUUGCCACGGGUGAGGAGAACCCUUACUUCACCGACGCCCAGCUCGUCAAGGAAUUCCACUACCGCACCAAGGUCACCAAGACCCCCAAGGGCAAGCGCCACGUCUGGGAGGGAUACGUUUCCACUCCCGUGCGCAUCAACUGGAAGAAAGACCAGGAUUUGACCAAGGGCUUGUUGGAUGCUGCGUGCGACUUGUACGAGGCCGAACAAAAGAAGGGUGCUGGUGUUGACCGUACCACUUUGCCCGAGUUUGAGAAGCUCGUCACCAAGCUUGGAGAGGCCGAGGCUGACGCUCUUGUCGGCGAUGAUGACGAGGAAGCCGAUGAUGAGAAUGUUCCCAGCGGCGUGAGCUUUUUCAAUUGGUUUGGAUACCGCGGAAACUCCGUCACUGCCGAGGAGUCUGCCAAGGCCGACAAGGAGGAGGCUGAGCGCUGGCAAAAGAUUGAGAAUGGCGAGAAGGUUGAUGAUGAUGAGGACGAUGAAGAUGAUGAUGAUGACGACGAGGAUGAUGAUGACAUUGAUGAAGACGAGGAGAGCCUUUCCACUGUUGAGAUUUUCCCUGCUGCUGAUGAUAUCGCCGUCACUUUGGCAGAGGAGGUUUGGCCCAAUGCUCUCAAAUACUAUGUCCAAUCAUACGAGGUUGCCGAUGACUUUGACGACGAGAUGGACAUUGAAGAAUUUGACGACGACGAAGAUGACGAGGAGGAGGAGGAUGAGGAGGACGGUGAAGACCGUCCAGCCAAGAAGGUCAAGACCUAG
Messenger RNA from Talaromyces marneffei, 1131 nucleotides. RefSeq lists its product as uncharacterized. The record is from RefSeq and is a predicted model, not a curated record. Lineage: Eukaryota; Fungi; Ascomycota; Eurotiomycetes; Eurotiales; Trichocomaceae. Gene Ontology annotation, biological process: nucleosome assembly. Gene Ontology annotation, cellular component: chromatin; nucleus. Bases 1 to 1131 code for a protein of 376 amino acids. Gene Ontology annotation, molecular function: chromatin binding; histone binding. The transcript is spliced from 3 exons.